Molecule: messenger RNA, 991 nt
Organism: Oppiella nova
Lineage: Eukaryota; Metazoa; Arthropoda; Arachnida; Sarcoptiformes; Oppiidae
Source: the annotation of a GenBank genome assembly
AUUCCGCAGCCCAUGGCGUCGAUGGCCGACACUUACAGUUCGAUGGGAAUGACAUCCUAUUCGAUGGCCAAUAAUAUGGCGUCCAAUUCGUGUCUACAACAACAGGCAGCGGCCGCCGCGGCCGCCUCGUCCUACUCAUGUAUGUUACCUCCCGGGCCUGGCCGUGGCUACGACCCCAUCACACUGGGAGGCUAUUCGCGACCCUCGUGCCCAUCGGCGGCUCAGGUGCACGCCAUGCAAAACGGACAGUUCGGUGGUGUCAACAACCCGGCAAACUCUACCGGUCUGAUAUCACCCGGGGUGUCAGUGCCCGUACAGGUGCCCGGGCAGACCACUGACCUCACCAAUGCCAUGCAGGCCGCCUCCAACUACUGGCCCCGUAUUCAGUGACAACCAAUCUAUAAAUAUAAGUAAUUAUUAUGGGAUAAUGACAACUAUAUUAAAUAAACUACUCAUUAGACUACAAAACAUAAGUUUUUGUGCAAUAAAUACCAUUAAUAUACUGAACGACUUUGCAAACAAACUAAAGCACCAUGUUACAAACUAACCAAUAAUUUUGUCGACAAUUUUAUGCGCCAUUUAUUUGUAAUAUAUAUCGUGAAUGACAUGUAUUUCUGUGGCAAACAUCUCGUUUGGACAUAUGAUAUGGAAAACCAAAAACUCAGAUCUCAUAUGGUUUUCAGAAAAUGAAAAAAUAAUUUUUGUUUUUUUGUACCAAUUCUUAAGAAAUGACUGAAAAUACUGAUAAACAAAUCGGAAGUGUUUUUCGCAUCAAAAUCACUCAUCAAUUAAUUGUUGGAAACAAUACGGAAACAAAACUUUUACUAAUAUCUCUCAUAUAAAUAUGUAAUUUAUAUAAACAAUACGUAAUGAAAAAAACACAAUUAUAAAUAAAAUUAUAUAUAAGUUUUGACAAUAAAAACAUCCAAAUAAUCAUAUAAUUUGAAUACUCGAUCGCUUUGUCUGUUUACCACACUUUCAUACCAUACAU